This is a messenger RNA of Meloidogyne enterolobii, 4843 nucleotides long. The record is from the annotation of a GenBank genome assembly. Lineage: Eukaryota; Metazoa; Nematoda; Chromadorea; Rhabditida; Meloidogynidae.
CUUUAAAAAUUUUUUGGGAGAGAAUUAUUCAACUUUACAACAAAAAAAUUUUUCUAUGAAUUUAUUACGUCAAAAAUUUAUUUUAUUGAUUAUAUUAACAACAUUCUUCGUUCCAUUCACCUUUUCUAUAAAUGUAAAUAUUGAUAGCAAAAUUAAACAACCUGCAGAAAGUGCAGCAGCAUUUGAUCAAAGUUCAGAGGAAGGGGAGGAAGAAACAACUGUAACUACUAAAAAUAGUGUGGUGAAAGAGGAGCAAGCAAGUUGUGAUGUUUUUGAUUCUUUCAAAGUUUUGCCUUCCGAUCCCGGACAUUUCCAAAUUGGUGGUGCUUUUCCUUUGCAUACUCAAGACUGUCUAAAAUUAAAACCUUCGUCUGUACAGGAUGUUGUUGCGAUACAAUGGGCAAUGGCCUACUGGAACGAACAAACCAAUAAAAUGAGAAAUGUCACUAAACGGCCUCGUAUCGGUUUAUUUGCUGGGGACAGUUGUUCUAGACCUAAAGAAGCUAUUUCUCAAUCAUUGAGGUUUCUCGAUGCUGUUGGGUUUCAUGAUCCUACUGAAUGCUUGCUUAACAAUAAAGAGGCUCUGAGGAAGAGGAAUGAAGCUCCCAGGCUUAUUGCCGUUCUCUCACCAAAGGAUUCAGAAUCAGCCAAUUCUGUUGCCCAAGCACUUAAACCGUACAAUCUACCAAUUGCAGCAUUCAGCUCCUCUUCAGCACAAGCUUUGUUGGAUCAAGGAGUGACUGGGUUCAUUAGCACAGCUCCUCUUUUAUUUGAUUAUGCCCAGACUUUGGUUGAGCUACUUAAAUUAAUUGGAAAUUCUAAUUUGGUAUCAAUAGUUGAUAACAACGAGGAUUCUUCAAUUACCGAUAAAUUUGUAGAAAUAAUUCGUCAACUAAAUAUAUCAAUAUCUGAAAUAAUUAGUGUUGAUCACCCAAAUAUUAUAAAUGUAUUAAAUCAAAGUGAUGCACAAAUUAUUGUUUCUUUGGUCAACAAAAAUAUUUUGGCAACUAUUUUUAAUUCAAAUAAAGAAUUUAAUUCAAUUGCAAAACUUUGGGUUAGUAUAGAUUGGCCUAACCAUAAUAAUGGAGAAGGAGAAGACGAGGAAACUCUUGAUUUUAUUAAUCAACAAAAUGCCAAUUUUGUUUUUGAUAAUUCUAAAUCUAAAUUAAAGUUUAUCUCAAUUCAUCGUCAACAACGUUAUUUGGCUGAUUUUAAUGCCUAUUUUCUUCGUGUAUUAGUUUCAAAUCACGAACAUUAUAGUUUACUUAAUGCUUAUGUUAGAACAGUUUAUAAUUGUAAUAAAACAGCAACAAAUAAAGGUGGAAGAAAAGUUUCUUGUGAAAAUGACCAGCUUAACCCUGCAAGGCUUGCAGAAUUGCACAGACAAUCUGCUUCCCUUGAAUCUAUUAUUCCUUUAAUUUUUGCCUUGGCCAGAACAGCACAACGUAUAGAUGGAGAUUCUGAAUUAAGCAAGAAAUGCCAAACCCCUUCCCAACCAUGUUUUGACUCUAUUCGGAAUGAAUUACUUGAAUUACAACCUUUAAACAACUCCCAACUUGGAAUUAGAUUACCUCCAGGCUUUUCAGAACAAUUAACUACACUACGCUUUUUUCAACCUUUUUUACUUGGGGAUUUUAUCCAAAUGGAGGGAAUUGUGUUGGAAGCUGUUUUUCGUGAAAAUUCUGGUUCUAAAAAUAUUUACAAGUUAAUUGAGUACAAAACAGGCGCUUCUAAAAAUGUACGCAAAUUUCAACUACCUUCACAACUUUCUAAUAUUCAUUCCUAUUGUAGACAAAAUAGACCCUACUGUUUGGGAAAAUGUGAAUUUGCUUCUCACCGAAAAGAAGAACAAACAUUUCUUAGUUUAUUACCACAAAAUUCACCUCUUUAUAUUGCUGCACUUUUUGAUUUUCAAAGUGGGACAAAUUGCAAUAUUUUACGAAGAGAUAAUCCUGAAGCUGUUUCGUUACCUUUAGCAUUUUUACAUGCGAUUUCAACAUUCCAACAACAAUUUUCUCCAAAAUCUGGCCUUUUUACUGGAGCAGAUUCAAUUCCAGGGAUUGGGGCACUUUUAAUUGAUACUUGUUCUAAUACAAAAAAUUUGUUGGAAUUUUUAAUAGAUUCUGAAAGAAAUUGUUAUAAAUUUACACAAAUGGAGAGAAAUUGGACUAUUGCGAAUGGGGCAACUAUAGGCUAUUUAUAUGGCUCUGAAGAAGAAUUAACCUCAACACAAGAAGGAAUUUUCGACGCAAUUUUUUCAAACCCAACAAUAUCCCCUCCAUUAUUAACACUUGGACAGUCGCAAAAAUUCGAAAAUAAUAAAAAAUCAAAUUUAAUUUUGUCUGAAUUUGAAGAAGCAAGAAAUACAAAAAAUUCAUUUUUCCACUUGGGCCCAAGUCAUAAAAAUACAGCUAUUGCUUUGGCUAAAUUUUUGAAGAAAAUGCACUGGACGUAUGUUAAUGUGGUUGUUGAUAAAAGUGAUUCAACUUCUGUUUCUCUAUACAAUCAAUUUAUGCUUCUCUCAACCGGAAUAUGUACUUCAGAUGUAAUACUUAUAGGUGACCAACAAACAACACGUUUCGACGAACACAACAACAUUAAAGAAUCUGAACAUUCCCAAACAUCAAAAAAGAAAAGACAUGAUUCAACAACAACAAAAACAAAACAAUCCCAACAUUUACAAACUUUAUUAAAUGUUCCAAACGCUAAUGUUACGCUUGCAGCAGAAUUUAUGAGUGCUCGUUUGCGUGACGAAUUUAUGGCUUCUGGGAGUACUUUAAAAAAUGUUCAUAUAAUGAUUGGGGAGGCACACGAUUUUUAUUUGCGUGAUCCAACAAAUUUGGUACAAUAUGCAGGGACUGUUUCCUUCCAGGCUAAGGACCUAACAACACCAGAAUUCCAUAGUUGGAUUCGUUCUAUCACCCCUCUCACAUUACCCGAAGUUUGGUAUUGGCGUCAUGUUGAAGAAAAUUGGCAAUGCGCCCUGUCUAAAAGCAACAUAGAACGAUUUAAUGGACGUUUGUGUACUGGGGAAGAAUUGUUGGAUGUUAAUGGAAUGGGUCGUCUUACCCGCGCAGGCUACUUAACUAGAGGAAUUCAAUUAUUGCUGGAAGCUAUUGAUUCAACUUAUAAGAAAUUAUGCCCAAAUGAAAUAAAACCAUUAAUUUGUGAUGAAUUUAAUAAAAAUGGACGCAAAUUAAUUAGAAACACUUAUGCCCAACUUAUACUUAAAGAGCCUGUUGAAUAUGAAAUUUACCAACUUGUUUCUAAUGGAGAUGAAAAUAAUUUUGGAUACAAACUAUUUGCAAAUUAUUCUUCCUCCUCCUCAUCGUCCCCUGAAUCAACAAAUUCAGACCAAAUUCAUUUUAUAUCAGAAUAUCGACCUUUUAUUACAAAUUCUGAAGAAAACGGAGGAGGAGAAGAAGAAUUACAAUGGUUACCUCCAAUUAUUUCAAGAUGUCGUGCUCCUUUUUGUAAAUGUCCUUCUACUAGAAGACAAGUUGAUGACAACGACGAUUCCGACGACACAACAACACACCAUACUUACUCUAAUCCUUAUAUCAGAAGAGAGCCUGCAAAGCCUACAAUGUUAAAUGGAAAUGAUGAGGAAUUAUUGCUAGUUUAUGAUGGAACUAAUUUCCCUGAAAUUUCCCAAUUAAAUGAAUUUUCAAUGUCUCAAGAAUUAAAUGAAGCUCUAAGAAUUGUAUUUUUUGUUUUGAGCGGAAUACUUUGUGUUUUAGCAAUGGCAACAUUGUUGCUAAUUUUAUUUAAAAUGUAUCAGAGAACAAUAAAAGGACAUCAAUCGCUUGGAAUUUUGUUGUUAAUUGGAAUAUGUUCGUUGUAUGCUACAGGGUUUUUGUUUGCUAGUACACCCAGUAAUUUGAUUUGUCAUCUUCGAAUCUCUGCACACUCUCUCGCCCAUACACUAUGUUUUGGUGUAAUUAUAGUCAAAGCAAUACAAUUAAAAAAUGCUGAAACAUUGGCAACUUCUUCAAAACAACAUACUAUUAGUUAUUGGAAUUAUUGGCUUCUUUUAGCAUUUAUUUUUGCUGUUCAAUUUGUUAUUUGUAUGAAAUGGUUUUUAAUUGAACCGUUAGAAUAUAUUAUUGGGGCAAAACAACAAAAUUUUCAACUAUUUUCACAACAAAAUUUGGAAACACAAAAACAACACCCUCUAAUAUUAUUAUGUUCGUAUUCAUCACCAAACUUUUUGCUUGCACAAAUCUACACUUUUUUCCUUCUACUUUUAGCACUUUUAUUAAGUUCAAAAAAUAGAAGCAUUAAGCGAAACUAUAAAGAAGCAAAAUGGUUGUUUAUUACAUCGCUGAGUUGCACUAUAAUUCUAUGUUUGUGGGCAGUAAGUCAUGUUUUGAUCAGCCCGGUUUAUUUGGAUUUUACAACUGUUAUUGAAUUACAACUAACUGCAACAUUAUUAUUAAUAUUUAUAUUUGGCCCAAAACUUUAUGUUCUUCUCUUUUAUGAACCUGUUGUUGUUGAAUGUUUUUAUAGUGGGGGGAGUGGGCAAAGUUUAAAUAGAGACAGUAAAACAACAAACAUUACCUCUACUUGUAGUGAUCUUUUUGAAACUAGUGGUUUAGAAUGGAAUCAACACUCUUCUGUUUCACCUACACCUAGCACAACAACAAGCAACGCUGAAAGAAGUAGCAGCGAUGAUAGGGAAAGAGAAACAAUUGUACACAACAACGAUGAAAAGGCUUUCCAAACAAUUUUGCGCAAGAAAAACAAUUCCAACAAACUUGUUCAAAACAACAAAAACAACAAAACAUUAGAAACAACAGGAAAAAUGCUCAAUAAAAACACAACAUCAACAACAACAAAAUAA